AUGCGAUUACUGUUUCUGUUAUCGCUUCUAGUUCCUGAUGCAGCUUGUGACAGUCACAGACUUCAGUAUUUUGUCACCACAGCCCCUGUACCUAUACCUGGGCUGCCUAAGUACUCGAUUAUUGGAUACAUUGAUGACAUGCCAUAUGCGAAAUAUACAAGUGAAACAGAGCGUGCUGAGAUAUUUUAUAAAUGGCUGGAUGAAAAAACUGAUCCUGAACACUGGAAGGAGAUGACUCAGCGAGCACAAAACUUUGAAAGAUAUCACAGAGAUAUUACUCGCUUGAUAAGAGUUCUGUUUAACCAGACAACUGAUAAACACAUACUCCAGGUAAAGCUUGAAUGUGAAUUACAUGACGAUGGCACCAUUAACGGAGGACUAGAGUUUGGUUAUGAUGGGGAGGAAAUCAUUGCGUUUGAUAAGGAGAGAGUCAUUUUUAUUCCUAUGCAUCAAGAGGCUCAAUACAUAACACAGAAGUGGAAUAUUGAUGGAAUGAUAAGAAAUAAGGAUCUAAUUGAACGUGACUGCAUAAGGUGGAUAAAAAUGUAUUUCAGACUUGGGCAGAAUAAGCUGGAGAGGAAAGUUCCCCCAAAAGUAGAAAUUUUUGAUCACCAAUCAGACACUGCGACAAAACUUCACUGCCUGGCAUACGGGUUUUACCCACGAGCUGUGGAUGCCAAGUGGGUGAAGAACAGUAAAGAUGAUGUUUAUUCAGAUGUUGCUAAACAAAUCCUCCCCAAUCCUGAUGGGACCUAUCAGAUUAGAGUCACAGUAGAGGUUAUUCCAAAGAAUGAAGACACUUACGGUUGCCAUAUUGACCACAGCAGCCUAAAUAACCCUAUGAUCGUGUUAUGGGUUACAGUCCUCUUUCCAUUUGAGAAGAGAACAUUUCUGAGGAAUUCGGCCCAGCGUCAGAGAUUUCCGCUAGGCCAGAGCAACCCAAGAGUUCUGGGAAGCUGGCUCAAUCCCGGAUUAAGUCCAAGCAGGGCAAGAAGCCCACCGAUUCCAAGUCGGCACGGAGGCAUGGCCCCCAAUCCUUUCCUGGAUGGCACCAUAAAGAAGGGAUUCCUUUCUGGGUUGUGUGUGGGAUAUGUCCUCCCUAGGACUCAUUGUCCCACUUCCUAUUGCAGAGAGAGGUUGGACAAACCUUCUUUUGGUCCUAGAAGGGGAAAGGAACCUUCCGUCCUUUUCUGGACCUACAGUGAUUUAGCAACUUUUCUGACUGUCACCUCGUUUGAGAUGGAGACAGAUGGUCUGGAGAAGGGCAUUUCUGCUAAUUUCUUGAGGGGACUGAUUUCAGCUUUGUCUGUUUUACAACAUAAGAGGAUUGCUGAGCUUCCAGAUGUGCAGUUCUUUGUUUAG
Molecule: messenger RNA, 1362 nt
Organism: Bombina bombina (fire-bellied toad)
Lineage: Eukaryota; Metazoa; Chordata; Amphibia; Anura; Bombinatoridae
Product: major histocompatibility complex class I-related gene protein-like
Exons: 7
Coding region: 1-1362 (453 amino acids)
Biological process (GO): immune response
Cellular component (GO): external side of plasma membrane
Source: RefSeq, a predicted model, not a curated record